GUAUGUCGAGGUUUUUUCACGGACAGUCGUGUUGUAGUUGAGACUGUCUUGCAACUAUAAGUGCGAGCAGUCGAUCGGGAUCUACAUAUCCAUGAUUUUUUGCACCUCGACAUUAUUUUUAUCGUGUCCUUCACAUUUAUAUUUAAUAGAUUUAUUUUUAUGUAAUUUCAAGUGCAGGAUCACGUUGUGCUUCGAAUGCUUGUGAUUACACCAUGCAAUUAAAUGUGACAAUGUCUUCAUGGAUAUUAGGAUUGUUUGUAAUUAUUAUCAAUUUUAUAUCGACAAAAUCAUUUGAGUAUCCAGUAUAUAAUUCACGAUAUGGAUACCGAGCUCAACAAUCUCCAGCAAUGCCAGCUAUUAGGCGUUGGACCGAAACCUGGAGUGAUGGACCACGCCGUAGUUCUUUGUAUCGCCGAGAUACCCAAGGAAUACCUCCACGCGUGCAGUAUACAAAAUUAGUUAGAGAACAAGAACCAAAGUCAGAUCCUCUUGUAACAAUCAGCGAAACUUUGGGAGCUCUUAAUACUGUUGGAAAUUUUAUUGUUAACAUGACUCGUGGUGUUGAUAAUUCAGACAAUCCAUCGAAAGAAUUACCAUCUGCUAUUUACACUAUUUCUAAAAACAUUUUAGGUCGAAAUGUAACAGACAGUAUAGUACCGUUGGUACGUGGAGUUACUCUACCUCUUCGUCCUUCCAGUUCUUCUUCUCCUUCUUCAUCAGCAUCAUCAUCGUCUUUGACAUUGUCGUCGUUGUCAUCAACAGAAAAACCUGGAGAUGACAAUAAGAAUAGUGAAAAUGUUGUAAUUAGGGACAAAGAAUCAGCGUCAUCAUCAUCGUGUACAACUGCUGAGGGUGGUCCAGGUAAAUGUCAGGAUCUCAGUAAUUGCCCUCAUCUUCUUUUGAAUCUCACAAAACUACGCCAGUCAUUAUGCUUCAAAAGUCUCUUUGUGCCUGGUGUUUGUUGUCCGUUCGACAGAACUGAUUUGACGCCAACUAUUUUAAGUCCUGUGACAAGUUCACCAACUAGUGAAAGUGGACGACCACCGAGACCUCCUUAUCGUCCAUCAAAGCCAGUGACACCAAGGCCUAUUCCACUAUUUCCAAUAUCACAACCAUCUCCAUCAUCUUCAACUUCUAGUCCUAGUACAAUUUUAAAACCAUUACCCGAUUUAUCAAACAACAGUUCUUCAAACAACGUUGAAGCAGUAGACACAAUUGAAAAUAAUUUCAUUCAAGAUGACGAAGAAUGUGGAGUAAGGAAUUCGGGAAAGUAUCGUGUUGUUGGUGGCGAAGAGGCUUUACCAGGUCGUUGGCCCUGGAUGGCCGCAAUAUUUCUUCAUGGUUCUCGACGAACUGAAUUCUGGUGCGGUGGUUCUCUCAUCGGACCAAAACAUAUUCUUACGGCAGCUCAUUGCACCCGAGAUCAACGACAACGACCUUUUGCAGCUCGGCAAUUUACGGUACGUCUUGGUGACAUUGACCUUGAACGAGACGACGAGCCGUCCUCGCCUGAGACUUACACAGUCAAGGCCGUACAUGCACACAACAAAUUCUCACGAGUUGGAUUCUACAAUGAUAUUGCUAUUCUUGAGCUCACCAGGCCUGUGAGAAAAUCUCCUUACGUCAUACCAAUUUGUCUGCCUCAGGGUCGGUACCAGAGUGAAACAUUUCAGGGCGCAAGACCAACAGUCGUUGGCUGGGGCACCACAUAUUAUGGUGGAAAGGAGAGCACAGUUCAACGUCAGGCUGUUUUGCCAGUUUGGAGGAACGAGGACUGUAAUGAUGUUUACUUUCAACCAAUAACUGGAACCUUCCUUUGUGCUGGAUAUAGUCAAGGAGGGAAAGAUGCAUGUCAAGGUGAUUCUGGGGGACCAUUGAUGCUACGAGCUGAGGGUAAAUGGAUGCAAAUUGGCAUUGUUUCAUUUGGUAAUAAAUGUGGCGAACCUGGUUAUCCUGGUGUUUAUACACGAGUCACUGAGUAUAUCGAUUGGAUUAAAGAUAACGUUUAACUUAAUUUUUAUUUAUUACCCAUCUAAUUGAAACAUUCCACCAAUUGUCGUUGGUGUAAUUCAGGGAUCCCCAACGGUUUUAAUACGAUAAUACACAUACCAUACCUAGUAUUUUAUUAAUUAUUAACCGUGAUUUGUACAUAUAUAUAUUUUAUUUUCAAUACUGUGCUUUUAUCUUUUUAAUGUGCUUAAUCAUCAAUAUGAUGGACAUCAUGUU
Molecule: messenger RNA, 2226 nt
Organism: Cotesia glomerata
Lineage: Eukaryota; Metazoa; Arthropoda; Insecta; Hymenoptera; Braconidae
Product: proclotting enzyme-like
Exons: 7
Coding region: 213-2009 (598 amino acids)
Biological process (GO): proteolysis
Molecular function (GO): serine-type endopeptidase activity
Source: RefSeq, a predicted model, not a curated record